Molecule: messenger RNA, 1752 nt
Organism: Lotus japonicus
Lineage: Eukaryota; Viridiplantae; Streptophyta; Magnoliopsida; Fabales; Fabaceae
Product: fatty acyl-CoA reductase 3-like
Exons: 10
Coding region: 74-1546 (490 amino acids)
Biological process (GO): suberin biosynthetic process; long-chain fatty-acyl-CoA metabolic process
Cellular component (GO): intracellular membrane-bounded organelle
Molecular function (GO): alcohol-forming very long-chain fatty acyl-CoA reductase (NADP+) activity
Source: RefSeq, a predicted model, not a curated record
UCCCUUUUCACCUGCAUCAAAAAGUCUUUGGUGUUUCAUCUGAAGAUCAUCCUCAUAAUUCAAUUUUCUUCCAAUGGAGUUGGGAAGCGUAAUUGACUUCCUUCAGGACAAGAAUGUUCUGGUCAUCGGUGCCACUGGCUUCCUUGCCAAACUCUUUGUGGAGAAGGUACUUAGAGUUCAACCAAAUGUGAAGAAACUUUAUCUUCUAUUGAGGGCCUCAGAUGCUGAAUCUGCCACUAAACGACUGCACAAUGAGAUUAUAGAGAAGGACUUGUUUAGAUUGUUGAAGGAAAAUCUGGGUGCAAAUUUUAAUACCUUUGUCUCAGAAAAGUUAACUUUGGUGCCUGGGGACAUCUCUCAAGUGGACUUGAAUUUGAAGGACUCUGUUCUCCGUCAAGAGAUUUGUAAUCAAACUAAUGUUAUAAUUCAUUUUGCUGCCACAACUAACUUCCGUGAAAGAUAUGAUGUUGCGUUGAGUAUAAACACAUUAGGAGUAAAGCAUGUCUUAAACUUCGCCAAAAAUUGUAUUGACUUGAAGGUUCUUGUCCACGUAUCAACAGCAUAUGUAUGUGGCGAGGGAAGAGGGCUCAUACUAGAGGAUCCAUACCAAUUGGGUAUGUCGCUAAAUGGAAUAUCAGGACUAGACAUUGAUGUGGAAAAGAAAAUUGUUGAUGAGAAGCUGAGCAUGCUUCAAGAAGAGGGAGCCUCAGAAAAUGAAAUUAAAAUGGCUAUGAAGGACUUGGGUAUGAAAAGAGCAACUCAAUUUGGAUGGCCAAACACGUAUGUUUUUACAAAGGCAAUGGGAGAAAUGCUUGUAGGAACUCUGAAGGAAAACAUGUCUGUUGUUAUUGUGCGGCCUACAAUCGUUACCAGCACUUACAGAGAACCUUUCCCAGGUUGGAUUGAAGAUGUAAGAACCAUUGACAAUUAUUUUGUUGCUUUUGGUAAAGGAAUGUUAAAAUGCUUCCUUGGGGACCUUAAUGUAGUUUGUGACGCGAUACCAGCUGACAUGGUGGUGAAUGCAAUACUAGUAGCCAUGGUGGCUCAUGCAAAUCAUCCUUGUGAUAUCAUAUAUCAUGUGGGUUCCUCUGUUUCAAAUCCAGUCACAUACCAUAAUCUUGAAGACUACACCUUCAGAUAUUUUACUGCAAAACCAUACAUAAACACAGAUGGAAAGCCUAUCAAGAUUGGCAAAGUUACAAUACUGCACAACAUGGAUAGCUUUCAUAGAUACAUGUUCAUUCGUUACGUGCUUCCAGCAAAGGGGCUAGAGCUGGUUAAUGCAGCAUUUUGCCAUUAUUUUGAGCAAAAACGUCGUGACAUAAACAGGAAGAUCAAGAUUGUAAUGCAGUUGGUUGAAGUCUUCAAGCCUUACUGUUUCUUCAAUGGCGUAUUUGAUAAUAUGAACACAGAAAAGUUGCAGAUAGCAGCAAAACAAGGUGGGGUAGAAAUGGAUUUGUUUUACUUUGACCCAAAAAUGAUUGAUUGGGAAGACUACAUCAUGAAUAUCCAUUUCCCUGCUCUCGUCAAAUAUGCCUUCAAGUGAUUGAUUCCAACUCUGAAAUCUGAAUUUGUUUAUAGCUCUUGUCUUUAGAAACUUGUAAUGUUCCUUGAGUAAACUAUGCUUCUGAGAUUAUAUAAUGUUGUGUUAAUAAUCAUGGAAUGUAAUUAUAUAUAAUCUAUCUUACAUGUGGCAAGUACUUCAGAUUUUAUAUAGUUACUCAAUAUUUAUAUAUGGUAUGAAUCAACUUA